Messenger RNA from Boleophthalmus pectinirostris (great blue-spotted mudskipper), 7849 nucleotides. RefSeq names its product ADAM metallopeptidase with thrombospondin type 1 motif, 9 (gene adamts9). Gene Ontology annotation, cellular component: extracellular matrix. Gene Ontology annotation, biological process: proteolysis; extracellular matrix organization. The record is from RefSeq and is a predicted model, not a curated record. Bases 351 to 6164 code for a protein of 1937 amino acids. The transcript is spliced from 39 exons. Lineage: Eukaryota; Metazoa; Chordata; Actinopteri; Gobiiformes; Gobiidae. Gene Ontology annotation, molecular function: metalloendopeptidase activity; zinc ion binding.
CCCCUUACCACAGUGACUAGCAGGAGGGGCUUGACUGUGGGACACUAAGUUGAGCGCGUAAGCCCGCCCCUCGCUGUGCAGAGCUGGUGCACAGGCAGCCGCAGAGACCAUCGCAGGCGAACGCUGGAGCAGCCCACUUCUGUGUGCAGAAUGCAUGUUCACCAGGCUCUCCGUGGAGCGCUCACGUCCCGACCCUAUGUUUCCGCGGCCACAAAUAAGCUACUCAGGAGUCGAGGAUAACCAAGUUGGAUGUGGCAGACGGACAGAGGGCCGACAGCCCGGAGCGACCGGACCAAGAGCAGAACUUCACAGCAAUACGGACUGUCGCUCUAUUCUGAACGUGAACAAUCAUGCAUGUGCUUCUCUGGGGUCUAGGGUUGCUACUAUUCCCUGAUGUAUUGAAUGUAGUCGCGUUACCGGAGAAACUGCUUUUAAAUCAGAAUACAGGAAAGGAGGACUCCAGUGUUUAUGAAAUUGUGACCCCUGUACGUGUGAAUGAAGUCGGUGACAAGUUUCCAACAACUAUGCAUUUUAAGAGGAAAAGGCGAAGUUUGGACGAGAACACUGGCAGUGCGCCGGAUCACUGGGCCUCACCAAAUAUUCACUACAGGAUCCGUGCCUUUGGUCAGAGCUACCACUUGAACCUCACGCGAGAUUCGGGAUUUAUCGCACCUCUGUACACUGUGACAGUACUAGGACUACACCGCAGAGAAAACAGUACGGCUUUUGCAACAGAUGAGCAGGACGAGGAGGACACUGAGCUGCGGCACUGUUUCUACAAAGGAUACGUAAAUGCACGUUCUGAACACGCCGCGGCCAUCAGUCUGUGCUCUGGAUUGCUGGGCACUUUUAGGUCUCCAGAGGGGGAGUUUUUUGUGGAACCCCUACACAGCUACCAAGGAGAACACUAUGAAGAGGAACACACAAAACCUCAUAUUGUUUAUAAGAAGACCGCUUCCAAAAAAGAUAUAUCUGAGGAUAAAUCCACAUGUGACACAGCAGGGCAUAAACAAAGACAUACAAGACACACACGAAGGAGAAGGCCGGCUGCUGGGGUGACCACUGCUGCGCCUGUGGUCACAUCUAAUAUUCUCAGUGACAUUGAGACAUUGAAUUCUGGACUAACCAGUGGAGCACUUUUUGCUUCGGAAAGCAGCAAUUCUAGCAGUGCUAGACCCUCAAAUGAUAGCAGCGGUGACUCCGGACCUCACAGGAGAUCAAAGCGUUUCCUCUCCUACCCGCGCUUUGUUGAAGUCAUGCUGGUCGCCGACAGCAAAAUGGUGGAGCACCAUGGCAGCAAUUUACAGCAUUACAUUCUAACACUGAUGUCCAUUGUGUCUUCAAUCUACAAAGAUCCCAGCAUUGGAAAUGUCAUAAACAUUGUGAUUGUAAAGUUGGUCAUUAUUAACCAUGAACAGGAGGGUCCAGUCAUUUCUUUCAAUGCACAGACCACUUUAAAAAACUUCUGUAUUUGGCAGCAGAGUCAAAACAUUCUAGAUGACAACCAUCAUUCUCAUCAUGACACAGCCAUCCUCAUCACAAGACAAGACAUCUGUCGAGCAAGAGAUAAAUGUGACACAUUAGGGCUUGCAGAACUGGGAACUGUGUGUGAUCCAUACAGGAGCUGCAGCAUUAGUGAAGAUAACGGACUCAGUACUGCGUUCACCAUUGCUCAUGAACUUGGCCAUGUGUUCAACAUGCCACACGAUGACAGCAACAAGUGCAAGGAGGAUGGAGUGAAAGUACAGCAGCAUGUGAUGGCUCCCACUCUGAACUAUAAUACAAAUCCCUGGAUGUGGUCCAAAUGCAGUAGGAAAUUCAUCACAGAAUUCCUGGACACAGGAUAUGGUGAAUGUUUACUUGACGAGCCAGUUUCUAGGCCCUACAGUCUUUCACAACAAUUGCCUGGACGGGUAUACAGUGUCAAUAAACAAUGUGAAUUGAUAUUCGGCCCAGGAACACAGGUGUGCCCUUAUAUGACCCAGUGUCGCCGUCUGUGGUGCACCAGCCCAGAGGGGGCCCAGAGGGGCUGCAGGACCCAGCACAUGCCCUGGGCUGAUGGCACUGACUGUGCUCCUGGAAAGCACUGUAAGCAUGGCCUGUGCAUAGCCAAAGAGCAGGAUGUCACCCCUGUGGAGGGAGCGUGGGGUGUGUGGAGUCCUUUUGGAACGUGUUCGCGCACAUGUGGAGGAGGUAUCAAGGUGGCUGCUCGGGAAUGCAACAGACCAGUGCCCAGAAAUGGUGGAAUGUACUGUGUGGGCCGUCGGAUGAAGUUUCGCUCGUGUAACUCAGAGCCAUGCUCCAGGCAGAAGAAGGACUUCAGGGAGGAGCAGUGUGCUGACUUUGAUGGCCGUCAUUUUAACAUCAACGGACUACCUCAAAAUGUUCGCUGGGUUCCCAAGUACAGCGGAAUUCUGAUGAAGGAUCGCUGUAAGCUCUUCUGCAGGGUGGCCGGCAGCACCGCUUACUACCAGCUCAGGGACAGAGUUACAGAUGGCACAACAUGUGGGCCAGACACCAAUGACAUCUGUGUGCAGGGCUUGUGCAGGCAAGCAGGCUGUGACCAUGUCCUUAACUCCAAAGCCAGGAGAGACAAGUGUGGCGUGUGUGGAGGAGACAAUUCUUCAUGCAAACCUAUAGCGGGCACCUUCAACAUUGUCCGCUAUGGAUAUAAUGAAGUGGUGCGCAUACCUGUUGGUGCUACAAAUAUAGAUAUUCGGCAGCACAGCUACUCAGGAAAACCAGAGGAUGACAAUUACCUUGCCAUAUCAAAUACUCAUGGGGAAUUCCUUCUUAAUGGCGAGUUUGUGGUCAGCAUGUUCAAAAGGGAAAUCAAAGUUGGAAAUGCUAUCCUUGAGUAUAGUGGCUCUGACCAUAUCAUUGAAAGGAUCAACUGUACUGAGCGUAUUGAAGAUGAGAUUAUUGUCCAGGUGUUGUCAGUGGGAAAUCUUUACAACCCAGAUGUCAGGUACUCUUUUAACAUUCCCAUAGAGGACAGACCACAGCACUUCUUCUGGGAUGCUUAUGGGCCUUGGCAGGAGUGCAGCCGUCCAUGCCAAGGUGAACGAAAGCGAAAGAUUGUGUGUAGCAGAGAAUCUGACAGAGUUGUGGUGUCAGACCAGAGGUGUCAUGGUACACCCAGGCCAGCUGUCGUCACGGAGACCUGCAACACUGACUGUGAACUCAGGUGGUAUAUCGCCCGUAAAAGUGAGUGCUCUGCUCAGUGCGGCCCAGGAUAUCGUACCCUGGAAAUAUACUGUGCCAAAAUAAAUCAUGCUGAUAGUAAGACUCAAAAGGUUGAUGACCGUUACUGUAGCAACGUUCAUAAACCAGAUGACAAGGAAAGCUGCCAUGGCGACUGCAGCCCAGGAGGCUGGGAGUACUCGCCCUGGUCAGAGUGCUCCAAGAGCUGUGGUGGAGGCACCCGCCAUCGAGGGGCAGUGUGCAGAAAGGCAGCAGAAACUGGGGGCGAUGAAAGCAUGUGUAGCCAAAGGGACAAGCUUACCGUCCAAUCCUGCAAUGAAUUCCUAUGUCCUCUGUGGAAAAGUGGGGACUGGUCUGAGUGUCUGGUUACAUGUGGAAAAGGCUACAAACACAGACAGAUUUGGUGUCAGUUUGGUGAAGCUCGACUGGACGACCUCCACUGUGGUUCAGCCAAACCAGAGUCAGUUCAGACGUGCCUACAGCAGGAGUGUGCCUCUUGGCAGGUUGGACCCUGGGGACAGUGCACUACCUCAUGUGGGCCAGGUUACCAGAUGCGAGCAGUCAAGUGUGUUGUGGGCUCUUUUGGUGCUGUGAUGGACGACACUGAAUGUAAUGCUGCUACCCGUCCCACUGACACCCAGGACUGUGAAGUGGCCCAAUGUCCAAGCAGCCAGCCUGUUCCCCCGGGGACGAAAGUGCCCUCUCACCCGAGCCAUAAAACUCAGUGGAGAUAUGGCUCCUGGACACAGUGCAGUGCCAGCUGUGGAAAAGGGAGUCGUAUGCGAUAUGUAAGUUGCCGUGACAAUCAAGGUGCUGUUGCAGACGAGCAAGCAUGUGCCCACCUCCCAAAACCCUCAGCAAGAGAAGUGUGCUCUGUGGUGGCUUGUGGACAGUGGAAAGUAUUGGAGUGGUCAACAUGCUCUGUGACUUGUGGCCAGGGAAAGACAACACGACAAGUGCUUUGUGUCAAUUUCAAUGAGCAGGAAGUGGAUGCCAGUGAGUGUGACCUGGACGAUCGUCCAAACACUCAGCAGGACUGUGCUAUGUCUCAGUGUCCUCGCUCCAGCGAGCCUCGUCUGACCCCAGCCUCACCCAAUAGCAGCGUGAGGAACAGCCUUCCACACAACCAGGCCCACCAGUGGAGGACAGGACCCUGGGGCGCGUGCUCCAGCACUUGUGCAGGGGGCUUUCAGCGACGAGUGGUGGUGUGCCAGGAUGAAAACGGUUACCCUGCCAACCACUGUGAGGAGCGCAGUAGGCCUGAUGAGCAGCGCUCCUGUGAGGCAGGUCCAUGUCCGCAGUGGAUCUACGGCGACUGGGGAGAGUGCACCAAACCUUGUGGAGGUGGCAUUAAGACAAGACUUGUGGUUUGUCAGCGUCCAAAUGGCGAGCGCUUCAAUGACCUGAGCUGUGAGAUCCAUGACAAGCCCCCGGACCGGGAGCAGUGCAAUACUCAGCCGUGCCCCUCAGGCCCCCACUGGAGCACAGACCCCUGGAGCUCGUGUUCUGCAUCCUGUGGAAGAGGUUAUAAGUACCGUAAGGUGAAUUGUGUGACAGGAUCGGGGCGUGGUGUCCCAGAUCAGAACUGUCUGCACCUCUCUGCAAAGCCCAGCAGGCAGAGGCGCUGCCGAGGAGGACAGUGCCCCAAGUGGACGACCGGGGACUGGGAGGAGUGUUCAGUGACAUGUGGUGAUGGCGUUCAACGGCGGGAGGUCUUUUGCCAGACUGGAGAGCGGCACAGCACUGUGGAGACUGACUGUGCCCCACGCACCAGACCUGCCUCCAGCCAGAGCUGCCGUGUGGCAGACUGCCCCUCACACUACCGCUGGAGAGAGGGCCAGUGGCACACAUGCAGUAAGUCUUGUGGAUCAGGCCAUCGGCACAGGGCCCUACAGUGUGUGGACUAUAAGGAGCAGGAGGUGCAUGAAAUGUACUGUGUCAACCAAAUCAAACCACCACACAUAGAGAGCUGCAACACUCACGCCUGUGAGUACAUCUGGAUCACGGGGGACUGGUCUGAGUGCUCCGUGAGUUGUGGGCAGGGCUACCGCCAUCGCCUGGUCUCCUGUAGUGAGGUACAUAUGGACAAUGACAACUAUGAGUACAGCCAUCAGUCUCUGUCCAGCUGCCCGGGCACUCCUCCAGAGACAUACAUGACCUGCAGCCCAGGCCCAUGUACAGAAGCACAGGAAUGGAGGGUUGGCAGCUGGGGACAUUGCUCAGUGAGCUGUGGAGUCGGUGUUAUGGAGAGGACGGUGCAGUGUGUGGCAGCAGAUGGGCAGGAAGGCCAUAGGUGCUCACCAGAUGUCAUGCCAGACUCUAGAAAACCCUGCAGAAAUCAUCAGACAUGUCAUUUACCUCUGAGCUGCCUGGACAUCAGGAGCCUCAAUGGACCACUCCCUGACAAUGAGCAUGUCCUCAACAUUCAAGGAAAAGCACUCAAGGUCUACUGUGCAGGAAUGCAGACAGAGAUGCCUCAGGAGUAUAUCACCCUGACAACGGGUGAAGGGGAGAAUUUCUCUGAGAUCUUUGGCUUUAGACUCAAUGACCCAACCCUGUGCCCAGUGAACAGCUCAAACAGAGAAGACUGUGAUUGUCGUAAAGACUACAAGGCUGCUGGAAUCACCACCUUCGCCAAAGUCCGCCUUGAUAUAAGCACCAUGAACAUUAUCACAACUGACUGGCAGUUUGCUUUUACCCGAGAAGGACAGAAAAUCCCAUUUGCUACAGCUGGCGACUGCUUCAGUGCCAGCCGGUGUGCAAAGGGACAAUUCCGGCUUAACCUCUCAGGAACUGGUUUUAAAGUGGCAGAUGACACCUCAUGGAUCACCCACGGCAACUAUGCAGUGGCUGAUAUACACAAGGCACAGGAUGGCAGCAGAGUGUCAGGAAUCUGUGGAGGCUACUGUGGCAAAUGUACUCCGUCUGCAGUCUCCAGUCUGCCUGUGGCUGUAGCAUAGACGUAUCACACUGGUAGGCCAAUGCGUGGAAACGCCCAUAAACGCACACCAUAUGUUACCAAGUGGUACCUAUUUUCCUAAGUCUAAAAGGAAGCCUGUGCUGUUGUAAGGAUUUGUCACCAUAUUAGCACAUACUUCAGUUUCCUUUGAGCCUUAUUAAGUUUUAUUUACAAAGAUGUCUUCUCCUUUUGCUCCUCCACAGCCCGUCCAUCACAUUACCUCUUUGUUUAUAGUGUAAAUACAAUCAUGUAUACAUCUGUACAUAGUAGGAAAUGUCAUUAUUUAUUGUGUUGUAAUAUUUUGUAUUGUAUUGUGUCAUUCCAAACUAUUUUUUAUAUAUUUAAAUAGCAUUUAAAACUCGUUUCCUCUUCAAAAUGCUAUAGAUACUGUAAUGUGGGUUUUCAGGCUUUCAGUGCAUGGGUCAGUCCUUAUUUAAACAUUAUGAAAACACAAGUACACAACAAGUACAUAUAACUAAAAUAUGGCUGACUGUCUCAUCUGAAAUUAUAUUACACUUAAAGGUGCACUAACUUUUCUGGUAGAGGGCCUGCCAGUUGCUUGUCUCCAUGGAGCACAUUGCCUGCAAUGUUCAAAAGUAUGGCAUUAAAUUGGUGAAUUGGUGACCCCACUCACAGUAAGAAUGAAUGUUUCUAAAGGUAUUUUUGAACAAUAAAAACACCCAUCAUUGAAUACAUGCAUCUUAUAUAUGUUUAAUAUCAUAUUGUGGAACAUUACAGGCAAAGUAAAAGCAGCCUGAAAAGCUACGCAGUGCACCUUUAAAUACCAUUUGUAAAAACAUUGUUAAGCCCAUGUCCAGAUACAGCAAGUACUGUAGUAGUGUGCCUCUCAAUGUUUACAUUUAUACCGUCCAUUGUGUACAAUAACCAGAGUCAGGGCAGUAGACAAGGGUGGACAAAGGAGUCUGUUGUCCCGGCCUCAGGGUUUUAGGGGCCCAGAAUUGGACCCUCUUCCUAUUAAUUUAUAUUAGAGAGGGACCCAUGUGAGGCUUCUUGCCCCGGGCCCCCAAAUUUCUGUCGACAGGCCUGACCAGAGUAAAUGUCAGGACCAUUUGCAUAUUACUAAAGUCAUGGCAAGCCUAGCAUUCAGUGUGGCACCUGUGGUAAUAAUGAUUGAUAUGUGCACUGUUGUCUAUUUUUUCAGUGUUUUUUUUUUUUUUUUUUCAGUUGAUUGACACAACAUCAGGGUACGUUUAUUUAGUGUAUUUUUAAUUGUAUUCUUUGUAAAGAUUUGUUUGAAUGAACCACAAAGCCAUAUAAACCUGAAUGCCUUUACUUACACGGUGCUAUUUUUCUACACUUACAUUAGCUGCGUCAAUCUACAACAUGUAUAGCAGCCAAAGGGAAUUCUUUUUAACUUUGAGAUUAUUUAUGAAAACUCCAGCAGUUUGUCAAAAUCAAAUUUACUUCUCAGGGCUUGUAUGAUAAUGAAGGGACAUUUGGUUUUGAUGUUAACUGUAUUGUACAUUGUAAUGUCAUAUGUACUGUAUUACUAAACCACAUGUGCUAUUUUAUAAUUAUUUAUUUCACUUUUCUUGUGAAUGUACAUAGUCCGUAUGCAGUAACGACAGAGAAUGCAAAUUUCUUUUUAAAAAUGAUCUGUCCUUUUUAUGAAUUUAUGUACAAUGUAUGUGAUUAGGUGCCAUAUAAAGCAUGACAUGUUUGCAA